Molecule: messenger RNA, 1891 nt
Organism: Carassius carassius (crucian carp)
Lineage: Eukaryota; Metazoa; Chordata; Actinopteri; Cypriniformes; Cyprinidae
Gene: ggt5a
Product: gamma-glutamyltransferase 5a
Exons: 12
Coding region: 99-1769 (556 amino acids)
Biological process (GO): inflammatory response; leukotriene D4 biosynthetic process; glutathione catabolic process
Cellular component (GO): plasma membrane
Molecular function (GO): glutathione gamma-glutamate hydrolase; leukotriene-C(4) hydrolase activity
Source: RefSeq, a predicted model, not a curated record
AUUGGGCGUUCACACUGUGAAAGGGGAGGGCUAUACCGCACUUCUUCUGUACUCUAGAAGUUCAACGAUAAAGUAAAGACGCACCGGGUCUGGAUACAAUGGCCAGACGAAAAGAGAAAGUUUGCUUGUGCAUAAGUAUUCCGAUUAUAUGUAUUAUUAUAAUUAUUAUUAUCUGUGCGACUCACUUUAACGAGGAGUGUGCUGACGGACUUUUCAAAAAAGCAGCAGUGGCAGCAGACUCGGAAACCUGCUCAAAGAUCGGGCGAGAUAUACUGCAGUUGGGUGGCUCAGCCGUAGAUGGCGCCAUUGCUACUUUACUGUGCACGUCAAUCAUAAAUCCUCAGAGUAUGGGCAUCGGUGGAGGAUCUAUAUUCACAAUACGGGAACAAAGUGGCAAAGUGAGAAUAAUCAAUGCCAGAGAGACUGUCCCAAAAGCUUUUAAAACAGACCUUCUUGCCAAGUGUCCACCAACAACACAGUCGAUGGAAGCUGCUCACUGGAUCGGUGUCCCUGGUGAUAUCCGUGGCUAUGAGCGAGCUCAUAAACUGUAUGGACGUGUGCCUUGGGCCAGUUUAUUUGAGCCCACUAUCAAGAUGGCUAGAGAGGGUGUCCCUGUACCCUAUGUGCUCUCUCGAUUUUUGCCACUUCUCAAAAACGUGACACCAGAAUCAUUACCAUUACGCCAGUUAUUCCAGAAUGAAAAAGGUGAGCUAUUGAAAGAGGGGGACAUUGUGAGAUUUGAGAAACUAGCAGAUACGCUUGAGAUCAUCGCGAAACAUGGGGCAGAUGCUUUAUAUGUUGGAGACAUCGCCAAAGAACUUGUCAGUGAUAUACAAAAUGCAGGCGGAACGGUAUCUCUAGAGGACUUGAUGUCUUUCAGGGCAUCUGAAUUUGGUGCCUGGGAAGUUACUCUAGGAGAGUAUGACAUGUACUUUCCUCCACCGCCAGCAGGUGGCGCUACACUCAGCUUCAUACUCAAUACUAUGCAAGGUUUUAACCUAAGUCCUGCAUCUCUGGAGGGGGACGAGAAGGUCUUAACAUUUCAGCGUUACGUAGAAACCUGUAAAUUCGCCAACAGUCUGAAGAAGUUCAUGAAAGAUCCCAAAUUUGCCUCUCAAGCGGAGGCAGUUGAGAUCAUUCAGAAGCAUUUUGCGGAUAAAGUGAGAGCAAAAAUCAGCCCUGACCGCACUUAUGAUGCCAGCUACUACAACACCACUCCAUACCUGGACUCUCAUGGCACCACACAUGUGUCCGUGCUCGCUGAGGAUGGUAUGGCAGUGUCUGUGACCAGCACCAUCAACCACAUAUUUGGAUCCAAAAUUUUCUCUCCCAAAACAGGCAUUAUCCUCAACAAUCAACUUGCAGACUUCUGUGGAAAAACAGACCAGAUUCAUGCUGGUGAGCAGCCCCCAUCCUCCAUGUCUCCAGUGAUCCUGUACUCCCCAUCUCAGAAGCACACUGUGGUCAUAGGAGCCUCAGGUGGGAGUAUGAUCACCACCGGGGUGGCUCUGACUCUCAUGAACUUCCUGUGGUUCGGCAAGACUCUGCAAGAUUCCAUCGAUGCCCCUGUAGUGUUUGUGGACUCCAAAAACAUCCUCAAAUGUGAGCCCUUGUUUGACAAGAUUGUUCUGGAAUCACUUUACAAGAUUGGGCACGAAGUCAAAGUCCCAGCUAAUUUUUAUAAUGUGGUAAAUGCAGUGUCAAAGGAAAACAACUGCAUAGAGGCCGUAUCUGACUCACGGAAACAUGGAAAGGCUGCAGGGUAUUGACCUGGAGUUCAGCUGAAGACUAACUCACACAAGCUCUUCUUGAUGCAUCUGUGUUGUGUUUGUAUGAAGUAAACCGACGGAUAUGUGAAGUUUUGAUGUUUUACUAUGCAAAAACAUGAAAA